AUGACGGCCUGGUGCGCGACGGCGCUUCUGAUGCUCCUAAUCGCCGCCAAUCCGGCGGCGCCAGCGGGGAACGAGCGCCGGGAGGAGGAAGAGGAGUUCGGCGGCGGACGGGGACUGUUCUUGCUGGAGAAGUCAAAGCAGGUGGUAAAGACGGAGGCCGGAGAAGUGAAGGUGGUGAAGGGGUUCGGCUGGAAAGGCGGGCCCUCUCCAAUGCACCUCGGCUUCAUCUCCAUGGAGCCCAACAGCCUCUACGUCCCUCAGUACAUGGACUCCAGCUUGAUCCUCUUCGUCAGGAGAGGUAAUCCUCUCUCUCUCUCUCUCUCUCUCUCUCUCUCUCUGUGCCUCAGCUGUCAUGCAAACGUGGUGGAAAAUGAUGCGCAGGGGAGGCGAAGGUGGGAUGGAUCUACAAGGAUAGGUUGGUGGAGAAGCAGCUGAAGAUCGGAGAUAUCUACAGAAUCCCCGCAGGUUCGACCUUCUACAUAGCCAACACAGGGAGAGGCCAGCGGCUGCAGAUGAUCAGCAGCAUCGACACAUCGGAGAGCUUGGGGUACGGCGUGUUCCAGGUAAGUUCCCCCAUUGACUCUCUCUUUUACUCCUCUCUCUCUCCUCUCUCUCUCUCUCUCUCUAUAGCUAGAGGAUUCAUUAGCAUGAGCGCAUGCAAGUUCCUGUUCAUCAGUCGGCCGUUGAUCGGUGAAUUCCAUCACAGUCGUUCUUCAUCUCCGGAGGAUCCAAUCCCACGUCGGUUCUCGCCGGAUUCGACAGUCAUACUCUCGCGACGGCGUUCAAUGUAAGAAAUCAUCACAAAGACCAGUUCAAUUACGAGUUAAAGUUACGAUCUUACUGAAUUCGUGGUGAUUGGUGGCGCAAGAUCUCUUCCCACGAGCUGGAAGCACUGAUGAGGAGAGGGAGCGGCCCCAUCGUCUACACCAAGGGCGAGGCCUCCGAGCAAGGGAAGAGGUUAACCUUCAUGAUGCAGGCGACCCAAACUGGGGAAGAGGAAAAGGAAAACAAAGAUGGGGAGGGGGCAAAAACAUGCGCAUGGCGGAAGCUCCUGAACUUCGUCCUGUGGAAGAAAGAACGAGAACUCCCCGUCGCUGCCCCCCACGCCUACAACCUCUACCAGCGAACUCCCGACUUCAAGAACGACUACGGCUGGAGCAUCGCUGUCGGGGAAGACGACUACGCGCCGCUCAAGCACGCCCGCGCCGGCGUCUUCCUCGUCAACCUCACCGCCGGCGCGAUGAUGGCGCCGCACAUAAACCCCACCGCGGCGGAGUACGGCGUGGUGCUGAGCGGCGCCGGCAGCGUGCAGGUCGUCUUCCCCAACGGGUCCCUCGCCAUGAACGCCGAAGUAGCGGAGGGAGACGUCUUCUGGGUGCCGCGGUACUUCCCCUUCUGUCAGGUGGCCUCCCGGAGCGGUCCCAUGGAGUUCUUCGGCUUCACCACCUCCGCGAGGAAGAACCGCCCCCAGUUCCUCGUCGGCGCCGGCUCCGUCCUCCGCGCCAUGAUGGGGCCGGAGCUCGCCGCCGCGUUCGCCGCGGGAGAGGACCAUCUGCGGAAGAUCGCCGAGGCUCAAGGCGAAUCCACCAUCCUCCCGCCAUGGCCUCGCUCGGAGAGAAGCCCAGAGCUUUGGUCGCAGUAG
This is a messenger RNA of Spirodela intermedia, 1642 nucleotides long. NCBI's taxonomy places the organism in Eukaryota, Viridiplantae, Streptophyta, Magnoliopsida, Alismatales, Araceae. The record is from the annotation of a GenBank genome assembly.